AAUAAACAGACCACUCGAGUGGAGCUGAGCGGAGCAGAUCCGACACUAGCUGAGCUGAGCAGCACCCUCAGGGAGUCCCUAUUGUCUUGUCUGGGCUACAGGUUGGUGGCUGAAUCCAGACUCCUUCUCCUGUGCUGCACACACGUCCUUCAAGGACAGGGCUCUGUGAGACGGGGCUUUCACUUACUAAGUGAAAGGUUUACUAUGGAGAGGACGUGGGCUCAAUUACAAUGUGAUUGUGUAAUUUGUAAUUAAUUGCAGUUACAGUAUAAUUGUAAUUGCAGUCCAAACUUGGCACACCUGCGUAAUUGUAAUUAUACCAUAUAAUUGAUCAAUUACGCAUAGAUUUGGUAUUCCUGUAUUUUCAACCACGUUUGGGGACCUCAUUUGUUUGUAUGAUUCUGUAUUUGUACCUGUGAUUUAUUGCCUGGUUAUUUAGAAUACAUAGAGUAAACGUGUUAAUGUGGGUAGUUGACUAUGUUACUUUUUAGUGCAAUAGUAAUUAGAAUUGUAAUUACUGCAGCAUAACAACUCGUUGUAAUUGAUUUUCAGCAAACAAUUCUGCUGUCAUUGUAACUGACCCGAAGUCAGCAAUGGAAGUUGUUUUACCUAUAUUUGCAGACAUGAACUGGCUUAUUGACACGUUUUUAUUUUUCUCAUGUGUGUCGAGUCGUAUCCUCACUCUUCAGUUUGUUUAGCAUUAUGAGAUGUGAUAAAUAUUAAGAUGAUACUGUUUAAUAUUGUUUUAAAUCGAACCCUGACAUUGACAUCGAUUAUCGUGCAAAUUCUAACAAUGAUUAUCGAUCAUUAAAGUUAAAAUGCUGGGAAAAAAAUCCCUCGCAAACAAUAAGUCCUCUUUUUGUAGAGCAUGGUAUAAAAAACUCAUUCAAACAAAUGGUGUUUUAAGACAUGUUUGAUAAAUACAUUGGCAUUUAAAUAUAGCACUCUCCAAUUUUCAUAUUCCUGCCGUCACUAGCCUUUGCCUUGUUUUGUGUAAAAUCUGACUAAUUUCCAGUGUAAGCAUAACAGUAAAUUAAGAAGAAAAAUCAACCCCACUGUCCAAAGGAGAAAAAAAAACAAGGUUUGAAAACUAAAUUAACAUUAUGGCCUAUUCACAUGGAAAUAAUUAAAUCUCUCAUUUUUUUAAACUUGCUGUUGGUUAUAAUUUUUGAAUUACGUGGCCCAGCUUCUGCUAGCGAAAGCAGCAGUCCCUUUUAGCAGCCAACUUUACAUGACUUUGCAUAGUCCCUUAGAUUUGCAUCUGCAGCGAGAACUACAUUCUCAACUAUGUCGUCAUUUUUCAAAACUACAUGAGGGGUAGCCUAGCCUUUCCUGCAACUGAACUUUCGACAGCGACAACUCUGGUUGAUCAUUUUAUUUUGUGUCGCCAUACUUCAAUAUGUAUAAUAUCUUUUUCAUACAUGUAUGUGGAUUUAUUAUUAAUUAAUUUACUGGCCACAUUGCAACCAAGAUAUGUAGAAUAUCUCUUUCAUACAUGUUUUGGCCGAAUCAGUAUAUACAACAGGACCAAAAACGCGUCACAUACUGGCGUGCUCAGAGAAGCGUUUCUCCCACGUGGAUUCGCUUACACUUACACAGUACAUUACUCAUCCAAUUAAGUUAUGUGUAUCGGUCCGGGUUCCUGAUGUGAUUAGAAGCUUGUUAAAAUUUCAGAAAGAAAACGGGACAGGAUUUAUUGAUUGACACUUACCAGCAGCCAAUAACCACUCUGGGCUCGCCUCACUGAUUGGUAGAUAUGGGCAUUCAGGGAGGGUGUAGUGUCCUCGGAGAUCUUAACUGAUAUUGUUAAGCGAGUGAACACUUUGCGAGUGUCCAAAAUGAAUACAAAAAAUCUGCAAUUAUUACUGCAGCGGAUCGUGUGCAAUAAUUUUGCAUUCUACUGGUGGCAAACUAAUUUGUACAGCCUGCAGUGUUUCUUUGGAUCACAUACGUCGAGCUACGAUCCAGCGGCAUUUAGACAGACAGCAAUCAGAAACGAAAAAGGAUGCGGAUAGUGCGUUGCUUCAAAACGAAAAGUUCUGGCUCAGAAUUCACCCUCUCCCUGAAUGGCAAGGAAGCUCUCACAGACACUGGGCAGACCCUGUCGGCCUGCGGUAUUGUGUCUGGGGAUCUCAUCUGUGUGGUCCUGCCAGAGGCCUUCCCAGCUCCCAGCCUUUCUCCAGCCCAGAACCACCCUCUUCCCACAACUCCCAGCCCUUCUCUAGCCCAGAACCACCCUCUCCCCCUAGCUCCCAGCCCUUCUCCAGCCCCGAACCACCCUCUCCCCCUAGCUCCCAGCCCUUCUCCAGCCCCGAACCACCCUCUCCCCCUAGCUCCCAGCCCUUCUCCAGCCCCGAACCACCCUCUCCCCCUAGCUCCCAGCCCUUCUCCAGCCCUGAACCACCCUCUCCUCCCAGCCCCCAGCCCUUCUCCAGCCCAGAAUCAACCUCUCCCCCCAGCCCCCAGCCCUUCUCCAGCCCUGAACCACCCUCUCCUCCCAGCCCCCAGCCCUUCUCCAGCCCAGAAUCAACCUCUCCCCCCAGCCCCCAGCCCUUCUCCAGCCCAGAACCAACCUCUCCCCCUAGCUCCCAGCUAUUCUCCAGCCCAGAACCACCUUCUCCCCUCAACUCCCAGGCAGCUGCAGACACAGACACAGCCCGGACCUUCCCACAGUGAGGAGAACAGAAGCACAUUGCAUCAGCACAGCAAGGAUACAGCGGGUCACUGGCCAGAGGCGGGGUUCAGGGGCUCUGCGAUGGAGACAGUCCCAGGACGCAGUGAUCGUGAUGAAGGGGCGGGUGGCUUCACUCCCGAGCCCAUGCUGUGCAGUGAGGCGGUGGAUGGGAAGGUGCCCCACUCUUUAGAGACCCUCUAUCACCUGGCUCAGAGCAGCAGCCCCUGUGAUGCACUGGUGGUGGCCGUGCAUCUUCUGAUGCAGGAGACGGGCUACCUACCAAAGGGCUCCGGAGCAGGGGCAGUGGGCAUGCCUGCUGGUUGGAGGGCUGGAGGGCUUUACAGACUGCAGUACACACACCCGCUGUGCGAGGGAGGGGCCGCUGUGCUGCUCGCUGUGCCCAUGGGCAACGUCCUUGUUAUUAACGCCACCUUGAAGAUUAACAGUGAGGUGCGCAGUGUGAGCAAAGUGCAGCUCAGCCCACCUUCCUACGUCUCAGACAGCAGCCAGGGGGAGAGUGCUGCAGACAUCUACAAGGAUCUCCAGAAGUUAUCCCGUGUCUUUAAAGACCAGCUUGUGUAUCCUCUGUUGGCGUCGGCCAGACAGGCUCUGGACCUGCCUGAUGUGUUUGGGCUGGCUGUUCUUCCCCCGGAGCUGAAGCUGCGUGUUCUGAGGCUGCUGGACGUCCACUCUGUGGUCUCCCUCUCCGCUGUGAGCCAAGACCUCAACACAGCCACCAGCGACCCCUCGCUGUGGAGGUUCCUGUACCUGCGCGACUUCAGAGAUUCAACAAGCAGAGACAGAGGGACGGAUUGGAAAGCUCUCUACAAGACGUCAUACAAGCAGGAGAGAGACAGACUGUGGCCAAUGAUCUACCCUUCCCUUUCCCCCUUCCCCUUCCAAUUCAAUCCUUACGACCCCUUCUCCACCCAACACAACCCCCCCUACCCCCCUUCCCCCCCCUACCUCCCAGGGAUCAUCGGCGGAGAGUACGACCAGAGGGCUAUGCUUCCCUACGUGGGGGGGCCUGGUGCCCCGUUUCUACCAGAAGUCCUGCACCCCCCCGUCCCCAGCUUCGACCUCAUUGGCCCCUUACCAGAGCCUGAGCCAGCCGCUCCCGGGAGAGGUGCGAUCGUUCGCCGCUUGCUGAGACCCGCCGGCAGCCAGUCUGCGGAUAUCCGCCGAGGGUUCAUUUGAGCUCUGGGAAUAAAGGACUGCUGUUUCUUUGG
This is a messenger RNA of Acipenser ruthenus (sterlet), 3903 nucleotides long. Its product is annotated as F-box only protein 7-like. The transcript has 9 exons. NCBI's taxonomy places the organism in Eukaryota, Metazoa, Chordata, Actinopteri, Acipenseriformes, Acipenseridae. Gene Ontology annotation, biological process: autophagy of mitochondrion; positive regulation of autophagy of mitochondrion. Gene Ontology annotation, molecular function: protein kinase binding. The record is from RefSeq and is a predicted model, not a curated record. Bases 2006 to 3871 code for a protein of 621 amino acids.